This is a messenger RNA of Akanthomyces muscarius, 231 nucleotides long. RefSeq lists its product as uncharacterized. The transcript is spliced from 2 exons. Lineage: Eukaryota; Fungi; Ascomycota; Sordariomycetes; Hypocreales; Cordycipitaceae. Bases 1 to 231 code for a protein of 76 amino acids. The record is from RefSeq and is a predicted model, not a curated record.
AUGGCGCGGAGACUUCAAACCGUCAACUACUUUAAAUAUCUACCAAUCGUUCUACUUGCGCCAGUCGUGCAUAUCAGCCUCAAAUCCAUGAUGCCCGCACUAGAGAACCGCGCCACGCCAACUCUAGCCGACAACACUAAGUCAUUUAACAUUCUACUCGCCAAAGACAACACUAUGAACCAAAAAUUAGCUGUCAAGAUCUUGGAGAAGUACUACCGCGUUAUGACGUAG